This is a messenger RNA of Populus nigra (black poplar), 1215 nucleotides long. Its product is annotated as increased DNA methylation 2-like. NCBI's taxonomy places the organism in Eukaryota, Viridiplantae, Streptophyta, Magnoliopsida, Malpighiales, Salicaceae. The transcript is spliced from 2 exons. The record is from RefSeq and is a predicted model, not a curated record. Gene Ontology annotation, cellular component: nucleus. Bases 1 to 1215 code for a protein of 404 amino acids.
AUGGACAUUACUCCCUCCCAGGCAGCGAAAAGAUCUCUUUCUGCUGAAAGAACAGAAUCCUUCCUCGAUUCAAACGUGAUUGCCAACAAUGACCGGCUCUUCCUUCUGUACUUCAUCAUAGGUAACUAUUUUGGACCUGAUCUGAAAGGGGAGGGACCCCAAAAAUCACUUUUUCGAAGAGCUGCUGAGGGCUUGCCCAUGUACACAUUUGAUCAACUUGCUGGUUCCUGCAUGGGAACUGUAGAAAUGGAGAGGAUAUAUUACCAUGUCCUUCGGAAGGCAGAAAAACAUCUUGCUGUCAAACUGCUGCCAUUGCAACAAUUUUUUCUUGGCAGUCUCCUUACUCCGGGAACUAACAGAUACCCACAAUUUACUGAUAUGUUUCCGGCUCAUCUGCAUCCUCAUUCAGUAAUGGAAAAUGGGGAUAAAUUUGUAUCAAGUAUCAUAUUCAUCAACAACCCGGAUACGUUUCAUAUUGAUUUGAAGGACAUUGAAAGGUUCAAAAGGCUAACUGGUCUUGAGAACCUUUUUCUAGAUAGAGAUGCAGCAACAUCAAUCCGCUCAUAUGCAGAUGGUACUCUAUAUGAUGUGAUAGUCCAUGAGGCUGGAAAUGGAAUAGAACUGCCUCCUACCAGUACUCGUUUCUCUCGUAAGAGAGCAGAACCUGCAGAUAGAAUCCCGCGGUCUAGGCAUCACCAUGUUCAAGGUAGUGGCAGUUCGACUUCUCGGCAGGCCACAAAUAGAAGAUUGGCAGAGGAUGGUCCUGCAUUGUUUUUUCUUCCCUCAAGCGCAGAUAAAGAACAGUUGAGUGAUCUGAUAGCUGCCACUAAAAACGGCGUUGCAUUGACUGGUACUGCUGCAAUGGGGCAGGUAGGACAAGUUGUUGGGCUGGUCGACAUUGGUGAAUGUGACGAUGCCUACUAUUUCCGGGUGUCUCUUCCGGGAGUGAGAAAAGAUCCAAAUGAAUUCAGCUACAAAAUCGAAGCUGACGGCAAAGUAAUGAUAAAGGGAGUGACGAUAACAGGCGAGAGAACUGUGUACAAGCUCUCGCAGAAGUUUGAAAUGCUAUCCAGAAAUCUUUGCCCACCAGGCCAGUUUUCCAUCUCAUUUCAACUGCCUGGUCCAGUUGAUCCUCGCCAGCUUACGAGCAAUUUUGGCGAUGAUGGGGUUUUAGAUGCUCUUAUAAUGAAAAGUAGGGAAACCACACAAUCCUGA